CCUUCCCCCGCUCCCUGUCCCGACCUUUUCCCUCUGCUCACAUUCCAUCCACCUUUAAAUUUCCAUAUCUGCAUCAACGAGAGAGAGAGAGAGAGAGAGAGAGAGAGAGAGAUGAAGAGUAUAACGGAAAUUGGAGCGGAGGAUUUGGUGAAGGCUGGAUUGGGGGCGGACGAGGCCGAGCACUUCCAGAGGAUCAUCAAUGACGCGGCGAUCAUCGGCGGUUCGGACCCGGCGGAGAUGUGGCGGGAGCUCACGGCGCGGCGCCUGCUCAAACCGUCGCACCCCCACGCGCUCCACCAGCUGCUCUACUACACUGUCUACGCCGAUUGGGACGCCUCCGCUAGGGGUCCUCCUCCUUAUUGGUUCCCUUCUCUACACGAAGCCAAAAAUACAAACCUGGGGAGAGUUAUGGAAACUUAUGGUUCCAAGCUUUUAGGGACAUCAUACAAGGAUCCUAUUACGAGUUUUAGUCUCUUUCAGAAGUUCUCUGUUCAGCAUCCUGAGGUCUACUGGUCAAUCAUUCUAAAAGAGCUUUCGGUUUCCUUUAAUGAAGUUCCAAGAUGCAUCUUAGAUACCAAUGACAAAUCAAAACUUGGGGGAACUUGGCUUCCAGGUGCAGUUUUAAAUAUUGCCGAAUGUUGCCUGCUACCCUCGAGUAAGACAAGAAAACAAGAUGAUAGUUUGGCUAUUUUAUGGAGGGAUGAAGGCUGUGAUGAUUCUCCUGUUAAUCACAUGACAGUAAAAGAACUUCGGGAACAAGUAAUGCUGGUGGCAAAUGCAUUGGAUGCUACAUUUUCAAAAGGUGAUGCCAUUGCUAUUGACAUGCCAAUGACUGUGAGUGCAGUUAUCGUAUACUUGGCGAUUGUUUUGGGAGGUUUUGUUGUUGUUUCAAUACCUGACAGCUUUGCAGCCAAGGAAAUAGAGAUCCGUUUGCGGGUUUCAAAAGCAAAGGGUAUCUUUACUCAGGACUUUAUCAUUAGAGGAGGUCGAAAAUUUCCUUUGUACAGGCGAGUUGUAGAAGCUGCUCCACAUAAAGCAAUUGUGCUUCCAGCAGUUGGAAAUGAUGUAAACAUUCAUUUAAGAAAACAAGAUUUAUCAUGGAGAAAUUUUCUUUCUAGCGUGGAUCACCUUCCAAGGCCUAAUUUUUACUCUCCAUUCUACCAAUCAGUUGAUAGCGUGACUAAUAUUCUUUUCUCGUCUGGUACCACAGGAGAGCCAAAAGCUAUUCCGUGGACACAAGUUUCUCCUAUUCGAUCUGCUGCUGAUUGUUGGGCACAAGUGGAUGCCCAAGCUGGCGAUAUCUUCUGCUGGCCCACAAAUUUAGGUUGGGUUAUGGGACCUUCUGUAAUCUACUCUUGCUUUUUAAGUGGUGCAACUUUAACUCUCUAUCAUGGAUCUCCCCUUGACCGUGGUUUUGGAAAGUUUGUACAGGAUGCAGGAGUAACCAUCUUGGGUACAGUUCCGAGCCUAGUGAAAGCUUGGAAGAGUACACAGUGUAUGGAAGGACUAGAUUGGACAAAGAUAAGAUCAUUUUCUUCCACCGGUGAAGCCUCUAAUGUGGAUGAUGAUCUUUGGCUUUCUUCGAGGGCUUAUUACAAGCCCAUUAUUGAAUGUUGUGGGGGCACAGAACUAGCAUCAUGCUACAUCCAAGGAAGUGUGCUGCAACCACAAGCUUUUGGAGCAUUCAGCACUGCAUCAAUGACAACAGGCUUUGUCAUCCUCGAUGAAAAUUGUGUUCCAUAUCCAGAUGAUCAAGCCUGUGUUGGUGAAGUUGGCUUGUUCCCCCUGUACAUGGGGGCAACUGAUAGAUUGCUUAAUGCUGAUCAUGAAGAAGUUUACUUCAAGGGAAUGCCUGUGUACAAAGGAAUGUGCCUCAGAAGACAUGGGGAUAUCAUUAAGAGAACUGCGGGAGGAUAUGUCAUCGUACAGGGCAGGGCUGAUGACACCAUGAAUCUUGGAGGCAUCAAGACAAGUUCAGUUGAAAUCGAACGGGUUUGUGACCAAGCUGACAAAUGUGUCUUGGAAACUGCUGCAGUUAGUGCAGCACCGAUAAGUGGUGGCCCGGAGCUUUUGAUUUUGUUUGUGGUACUAAAGAAAGGAUAUGACUGUGAACCAGAUGAACUGAAGAUGAAAUUUACAAGAGCCAUACAAAGGAACCUUAACCCUUUAUUUAAGGUAGGCCUUGUUAAGAUUGUGCCAGAGUUUCCUCGAACAGCAUCUAAUAAGCUACUAAGGAGAGUUUUGAGGGAUCAAGUGAAGCUUGAGCUUUCUGUUCGGAGUAGAAUAUAAUGCAGCUAUAUCCAUUCUUGGUAUUGGAUUUCAAGUAUGCUCUUUGUAAUCUACAAACGUUACGUUUGAUUUGCUGAACAAAAUGAGGUAGGAAUGGAACGGAAUGAAAAUUUGAAUGGAGAACAUGAAGAAAUCAAGUGUUAAGUUUGAUUCAUUCCACCCAUUUCCAUAAUUCUUUUGUACCAAAUGGGCAGUAAGUCAUUUUAAUAUGGGUUCUUUUUUUUUUUUGGAAUAGUUAGAGAUCCAAAGAGGUGGAUUGAUGUGUCUAAUUAAGCACUUACUUUUAUGAUUGUAAUUCAUUAUGGUAUGAGUUGUACUAUGGCAUGCUGUUAUGUUGAACUUUUGAUUACAAGAAUGCACUAGCAUUGUCACGAGUUAA
Malania oleifera is the source of this 2668-nucleotide messenger RNA. RefSeq names its product probable CoA ligase CCL12. Bases 112 to 2289 code for a protein of 725 amino acids. The record is from RefSeq and is a predicted model, not a curated record. The transcript has 14 exons. Lineage: Eukaryota; Viridiplantae; Streptophyta; Magnoliopsida; Santalales; Ximeniaceae.